UGUCAAAAAUAAAAAAAAAUCACACGCGCCCUGAACCUUCUCUCUACUGCUUUGCUUUCUCCUUCACGCUGUGUCUCUCGCUGUCUCUGCACCACUGCCGAAGAUCAGCGUCAUUGCUCAUGCCAUUCUUACACCUAAAAGCCAGCUCUGCUCCUCUCUGCCUCUUUUGCUCCGUUCUUCCUGCCAGAAGCAAGCUCCCGCUUUCUCCCUAUCUCGCACGGCCUGAACUGAUGAAGACUAACACUCUCAUGCUCGGACUCCUGCAUUGUUAAGAGCCCAGGGUUGUGCGAUUUCCUCUCUCUCGACUUGGCUCAAGAAGGGUCUCGUUGAUUCCUGGAAACUUCUGGUUCAAUCGAGUCUAUUUCACUCUUUAUGCCAAGAGGACUUCAUAUCUUUGCCUUUUCUUUUAUUCAUAUGGCGGAUCCAGGUGAAAAUCAACAGCCUGAACAAGUCUGCAACUUCUUCAGGAAGCCAUCGCGGAACAAAAACAUCAGAAAGCGAACAGUUGUUGAAGAUGAAGAGGAGGAUUCAAAAAUGGAAACCUCAUUCUUACACACUGAGAAGAAAACCUUAAAGUCCGACAGUAAGCUGUACUUCAGUACUGGAUCCUCUAAGCACAAUACAUCAACGUCUGCUGAAGCAAAAAAGGAAUCUGAGACACCAAUUUUUCAGUUUGAGUCUUCAAAGGAAAUUCAAGUUGAACAUGAUAGCAGAGCAACAGCGACGCUAGAAACUGAGACUGACUUCUCAAGAGAUGCUCGUGCAUUGCGUGAGAAAGCUCUUAAGCAAGCAGAUGAGGCUUUGAAGGGGAAAGGAAAGAGCCUUGGGGAUGAAAAGCUUUAUAAAGGGAUCCAUGGGUAUACUGAUUAUAAGGCUGGGUUCCGAAGAGAGCAAACAGUUGCCAGCGAGAAAGCUGGUGGGGCACAUGGGCCUUUGAGGGCUUCUGCUCACAUAAGAGUUUCAGCACGAUUUGAUUAUCAGCCAGACAUAUGUAAGGAUUACAAAGAGACUGGUUACUGUGGGUAUGGAGAUUCAUGUAAGUUUAUGCAUGAUCGGGGGGAUUACAAGUCUGGAUGGCAGUUGGAGAAGGAUUGGGAGGAAGCAGAGAAAGCAAGGAAGAGAAAUCUAGCUUUGGGAGUAGAUGAUGGGGAUGAUGGGGGUGCAGAUCCUGGUGAGGAAGAUGAUGAAGAUUCUUUGCCGUUUGCAUGUUUCAUUUGUAGGCAGCCUUUUGUUGAUCCUGUUGUUACCAAGUGCAAGCACUAUUUCUGUGAGCAUUGUGCAUUAAAGCAUCAUGCGAAGAACAAGAAAUGCUUUGUCUGCAACAAGCCAACGCUUGGGAUUUUCAAUACAGCUCUCGAAAUUCGCAAGAGGAUGGCUGCAGAGAGUAAAUGAGGGUUGCUCAAUGGGUUGGCAUCCCUGUGAAUAUGUUUAUCAUACUCCAGUCAUUAUCUCCUUGGUUGCUAAACUACUGUUGUUCAAGUCACUGUCGUGAUUCCACGUGUGUGGAGAUGGUGAAGUCAAAAGCGGCCACGGUAGGUUCUUCUGUUCUCUUACUCUCCGAACAUCCAUCUUUGUACGUUGCCUUAAAACCCCGUUCACAGCCUUCAGGUAGUUGCUCGAGUCAUGGUCUCUGAGGAUCGUACCAUCUGAGCCGUAGGCGGUGGGAUCGCUUAGUGUCUCUAGGGGGUGGGGACUAUUUAGGAAGGCUGCAAGGGCAUUUGUAGAGUAUCCACAUUGAUUCUUGUCCAAGGUAUAUAGAGCACUACCUGUAGGGAGUAAAGGGUGCGGAGGAGAUGACUUCUCAUCAGGUUGCAGAAUGAAUAGUUUGCCCAGAGGAGAGUACAAUAGUUUCUGCAUAAACAUGGAAUAGGGAAAAGGUCAGUGAGAAAACCAAAAAUUCAAAGCUACAAAGUCAACAUUUAACAAAUUCCAAGAUUAUUAAUUUUGAAUUUGAACUGGAAAGAUGAUAGAGAAUGAUCAAGAUGAUGUUACAUUUUUUAUCAAACAAGAAUGCGAGCGAAAGGCGCUAUUUAAACGCUUCAGGACUGUGGCAACAUGGUUAGGGUAGUUGCAGGAAAAGGCUCUAGGAACAAUAUCUCUAUGCAUCAUCACGCAGUGAAUGUGGCUCUCAUCCAAACCCAGCUCAUCAAGUAUGUUUUGGCCUCCACAAAACACAAACGGUGAGCCGAAAGUGACCACCGGUCGGAGAGUGGAGGGUUUGACAACCUUCCUGGUCAGCAGCAUCAAGUUGACCAAAAGAGAGAGACUACCCCCAAGAGAGUGACCAGUAAAUUGAAGUUUUGCACGUUCCCCAUAUUUGUUCAAGUGCUCAACUAUUUCUGGCAUGAAUUGCUCAUAUAUUCCCUUUGCUGCUUCAUAAAUUCCUCUAUGAACAAGCACAUCUGUAUCCUGCAUCCACCAGUACAGGUAUUCACGGUUCUGUCUCAUUGUAUGUAUGGUACACGAAUAAACUGGAGGAGAUUGUUACCUCAAA
Juglans microcarpa x Juglans regia is the source of this 2494-nucleotide messenger RNA. Its product is annotated as zinc finger CCCH domain-containing protein 1-like. The coding region runs from base 373 to 1392 and encodes 339 amino acids. Gene Ontology annotation, cellular component: U2-type spliceosomal complex. Gene Ontology annotation, molecular function: metal ion binding. Lineage: Eukaryota; Viridiplantae; Streptophyta; Magnoliopsida; Fagales; Juglandaceae. The record is from RefSeq and is a predicted model, not a curated record. The transcript has 7 exons. Gene Ontology annotation, biological process: snoRNA splicing.